Messenger RNA from Cyclocybe aegerita, 1605 nucleotides. The record is from the annotation of a GenBank genome assembly. NCBI's taxonomy places the organism in Eukaryota, Fungi, Basidiomycota, Agaricomycetes, Agaricales, Hemipholiotaceae.
AUGAAGGCUGGGAGCUCUGUGGCUGGCAGAGCAAAAGUCUUGCACUCCUACCAGGUUUCAGCGUCGCACGUCGUGCCCAUUUUCUCGACCUCGCCUCUCGACCUUACAAUAUCCAUGAUCGCCAUCUUGCUCGUCGGCGCCGCGUAUAUCAUUCUUCCCUUCCCAAAAGUUGGCGAAAUUGAAGAGGUCUUGAAUCUGGGUGAGGCGCGUUCCCCAGUAGCGUUAUCUCGAGAGCGCCGUUCUCAACUGUCCAGUUUUUCGGUCAAAGUCAUCGAUCCUCAAGAACUUCUACACGAAAGCUAUCUGGGCUUGAGUAGUACAGAAGUACUUCCUCCAUGUACCCUCAGCCCCGAUCAGACUGCCUUCCUCUUUUCGUCAUUCGAGGAUGUGGAUUAUAUUCGCACCUCCCACGCACAAGCAACCGAACGACUUCGUGCCUUGUUUGACUCAUUCAAAGUGACGAUGACGAGCCGCGUCUUGGUUAUACCUAACUCAUCAAGCCGUAUGGUGCAUGGAAUCCUAUGGAAUGUCUUCUCGCACGGCGCGACUCUCUGUGUUUCCUCUUCUGAAAGUUCUCCGCUCAGUUCCAUUACUUAUAGCCACUGUUCGCAUGUUGUCCUCGAUUCGGAUGAUGCCUUACAGAACAUCAAGCAAUUCAGAGAGCAGAGCGAUCUUAGUGAUGACUCGGCCUGUAAGCUGCCGAUCCUGAUAGUCCCAGAUGAGAUUACAUGGGAUAGUGGUUUAUUUGAAAAUGCCAUCCAGUACAAUGAAACAACCACAAGCUUGAAGAAAGAACCGGAAGUCACUAUUCAGCAUAAAAUCGAAAUUCUGUACCAAUCCCCCUCCCAGGCCCUAGACGUUCUUGAAGUUCUCGCUUCUAUUCCGUCAGGACAGAUUCUUCAUCAAACUGGGUCGAUUAUCACGAAGAUACGGGAUGACCUUGUCGUCAAAUAUGGCUGCGGUGUUUUCCAUGCUGAGGCAGCAGCGAUGUUGUUCGUCCGCGAGCACACCCAGAUCCGCGUCCCAGCCGUCCAUCUCGUUUUCCGACACCGCUCCAUGACACAUAUCGUGAUGGAAUACGUGGAUGGCACUUCGCUGGAUCUCUCCUGGCUGGAUCUCGAUGACGACCGCCGGCCAACAGUGCUCUCCAAAGUCUCCGAAUACAUCCAGCAACUGCGCAGCAUCGAGUACACAUCGUCUCACCCAGGUCCCAUCGGCGGCACCGUUUGCCGCGGGCCAUGGUUCACUCUCUACAACGCAGGUCCCUUCAGCACCCACUCAGCCUUGGUCGCCUGGCUCAAUCACAAGCACAAGGUUGGAGGAGGGGCCGGAGACGGCUUCUCCGACGCGUACAAGCUUGUCUUUACGCAUCAAGACCUUGCCCCCAGAAACUUCAUGCUCGACAAGGACGGUCAAUUGUGGAUGAUUGACUGGGAGUUGGCUGGGUGGUACCCAGCGUACUUCGAAUAUGCUUGCACUGCUUCUGUACGCGGUGCUCCUAGUGACUGGAUCGACGCCCUGCUUCGCAUGCUUGGACCGUUCAAAGAAGAGUCCAGCACGCUUGAAAGCAUUACUGGGGCUCUCGAACGUCUUCCCUUCGCAUAA